AUGCAUGAGAUCGUUUCCCUUGAUCAAUCAUUCCCAACACAAUAUGCAGCCCCCGGUGGAUGGGCUUACCCUGAGCUCUUCGAUGGGAAAUCCGGCUGCCCCCUCGACGCAGCCCCCAAGGCCGAGCCGUUGCCGAGUCUACCUUCGGUCCGUUUCGAGACCAGCGACGAGGACAACGCCACACGUCCAAAAAAUCCUCGUGAACUAUGUGGCUCGGUUACCACGGAUCCAAAGCCACUCCAAAGCACGCGGUCAAAUCAGUUGAGGAGAAAUAUGGUCCAAGUAUCAGUCCCUCAACUUGACUUCGAUAACUUGGCUACGAAGAAGUCGAUUGCGCUUGCCCUAUUUCGUAUCUACCAGGACAGUUUUGAGAUGCACAUGUCCUGUUGGGUAACGGAGAAGAAUUGUCCGUCCGAGAACGAGCUUCGCAACAUUGACAACGCGCAGCCUCAUUAUGACGCCUGUCGUAUCUACUCACGGGUCAACCGCUUGGAUUUGGCGUAUUCUUCCUUUAGGGACCACCAAUUGUCCCAAAGGGAAACUAUGGCCGCUUACAGGGCGAUACAUUCAGCAAUUAUGGCAUUCGCCAGCCAACGGUCGCAUCCGUUUCAUCGCACAUCCCGUCAAAGCAAGGCAGUCAUCUCGCAAACGAAGGCCCGCGAGACUGACACGGCGACCUACUUCUCGACAUCUACGCCGCCUAACGACCCAACGCCGCCAAGUAAAUGCGAACGAACCAUGCGAGAGCAACUUUGGUACCAGGCAAGGAGUGCCAUCCAGUCCAGCUCCGAGAUCGAUUCAUUUAAGGUCAUCCUUGCGCAUUUGAUCUUCGCCAUGACGGAGAGCCCAUUGGAUGUAAUCGGUAGUAUGGCUAACGAAGAGGGGCCUCCUAACCACGCGAGCGUUCUCAAGGAGUUAGCUUCAUCACGGAUCUGUCUCGAGAGGUCAACUGGAAGUUUACUCUCGUGGAGGAACAAACUUGGGCGCCAUCCGUGGCUGAGGUUGAAAGCGAACGGCUCCAACGCCCCUGGCCCGAUGGACGCUUGUAUUCUCGAAGGCCAUCAGACAUUCGAACUCCUGUUCUGGCUCGGUGUCGUGUGCGAUACGAUCUUGUCGGCUAUCAGCAAGUGUCCGCCAGUCAUCUCGGACGAGGAUUGCGCUAUAGCCCAAGGAGAUGUGGGCGGUGUCGGCGAGACUGGAUGGGACGACCUUAGCCCGUGUCUGCCCCCGGCAGGGGACCGAGAUCAUCAACACGACCACGACCUAGACCAGUGCGGACCAUGGGGAGGGUAUCUCCCGCGCUUCAACUUCGGGGGCCCACGGGAUACACUAUCUCAAUUUCCGUUGAGAACCGACGAAGCGGCCUUGAUACUUGAACGGGUCGUCCCGUUCAAAGUCCACCUAUUCCGCACGGUGGUACAACUACAAAGUCAGAUUUCUUGCAGGGCUCCUCUAAGGGAACUCAAGAAGCACAUCCGGAAAGCGAUAUCUGUCUACGAACGGUGUCAGGUAUUAUACAAGCCACUUAUGAUCCACUACGUGAGUAAUUACAAUUCACUCGAUCCGCAGGUACGGCCCUGGUACGUCAUCGUUGCCAGUUACUGGCACUACGCAUGCCUGCUGUUGGCAGACGCGAUCUCGCAGAUCGACCGUGAAAGGGAGGUGACAGAGUUACGACGCAAUCUGGAAGCAGGCGACAGCUUCAUCACCAUGUUGCAGUUUGAGAGCGCUCAAAUGAUCUCCAUAAUCGUGCAGGUGUCACUGUCUGAACCCCAGCCAUCCGCACACCAUGGCUCGGUGUUCUACUCCGCUUGCAAGGGCGGCGUCAUUCUCACUGAACCCUGGACGGACGUCACGGUCCGGGCCCUAGAGAGCACGUGUACGAUCUUUAUAAGGUGGAUGUCGAGCUUCAGCAAUCCUAUCGACCCAAACCGCGGCUGGCUCCUUGCAAACACAACUUAUCAAGAGCUGCACAGCCAGACAGAAACCUGCAUUCAAGGUCUAAUGCUCCUAGGUCAAGAAUCGAGCAAGGCAGCUUAUACCGCAGAGAAACUCUCGAAAAGCCUGAGCCAGAGGUGUGAUCGAGCUGGCAAUCUUUGA
This is a messenger RNA of Cladophialophora immunda, 2100 nucleotides long. RefSeq lists its product as uncharacterized. Lineage: Eukaryota; Fungi; Ascomycota; Eurotiomycetes; Chaetothyriales; Herpotrichiellaceae. The coding region runs from base 1 to 2100 and encodes 699 amino acids. The transcript has a single exon. The record is from RefSeq and is a predicted model, not a curated record.